Notodromas monacha is the source of this 579-nucleotide messenger RNA. The record is from the annotation of a GenBank genome assembly. NCBI's taxonomy places the organism in Eukaryota, Metazoa, Arthropoda, Ostracoda, Podocopida, Cyprididae.
AUGGAAUACCGCGGUUUGGUGGACUGGGGAUUGGCGAGGCCAAGAACUGCCCUGGCUGGCGGUUGGACCGACCGGCGCUUGACGACCGGCGGCGAAAUGAUUGGGAAGGCAUCUGGCGCGGUAUCUAGUUGCAGCUCGACAAACAGAUCAAUGUCUUCUCGAGAAGAUGCUAGUAAGCUAUUGGAGGCAGCACUGCUUGAAAUGGAUGGAAUCAUUGCAAGUACGGGUCGAAGUGAUUUCGAUGAUCCUGGACCUCCUCCGUCGCCGAUCCUCUCUAUCAGCGAGGCUAUGGAAAGGUUGAAAAUCGCGAUUCAGCAGCAACACAUCAUGUGUGAUAAUGGGAAUGAUGAGACGGAUGAUCAACUCUCCGACUUCGAUCUUGAAGAGCGCAACAACAACCACAAUGGAAAUGACGAAAGAGCAUUUAUUGAUCCGGAAACGCACCAGCUCAUUUUACGAUGGUUGACAGGACAUGGAAGACCGUGGUUUUCUUCGAAACGUGACGUUGGUAUGCGAUUGGGCACGUCAUUGCCUAUGGAUAGUUUCCGUUCAUGGUGCGAAGCUACUUACGUUUUCUAA